Messenger RNA from Didymodactylos carnosus, 1556 nucleotides. Lineage: Eukaryota; Metazoa; Rotifera; Eurotatoria; Philodinida; Philodinidae. The record is from the annotation of a GenBank genome assembly.
ACUUAGAAUUCUUGAAGCCUUUGGUAAACAUUAGAUAAGAUACUUUCCAUAUUUUCCUCCUCGGACAUGUUUGAGGGGGACGCCGCACAGACAGAACACCUGAAAAGUCUUUAGAAAUCCGGAUUUUUAGGAUGAAAGAUCGGGAUAAACAAGAUCAAAAUACGAGAGUGGAUAGAGAGUAUCCAAUGGUGCUUGUGGUAUAAAUAUCUCGUCUUUACGAAGAAAGUAGUUUUUUACUUUUCUAUUCAUAUUUUGGAACUCGGAGCUUCGGAUGAAAUCUUCAGUAACACCCUUCACUUUCGACGUUCACAUAGAACAGCUAAUAAAACUAAACCCAUUAGAAUAACAAUAAUAGUUUGCACUAGAAUGUAUAGCCACCUGACAUCUUUCCUCCAUUCAGCCUUCAGCUGCCGAGUUGUAGUUGGUAUAAACUUUAUUUGAAAAUGAAGAAAAGUUGUAGUUUUACUUGUAAUAAUGGAUAGACUAGUAAUUAGACGAAAGAUUGAAUCAUGAUUUAGUCAACAGUCUGAACACAGCCAUGGAACUUAUACUAUGACAGAAUCAAUCAGACUAACUUAUAUUGUACGAAUUUAUUAUGUACUUUCUAAGAACGAAAACUGUCUAGUUAUCAGGUUGUUGUAUCUCUCAACGUGCCAGUUAUCGUUCUUCAUCUCUCAGAAACACUGAAUGAUAGAUGUGAAAAACAUCGAGAACUCUACCAAUUUGAUCUCUUAGACAAAUUCAGAGCGUGUCUCAUUGCUGAUUUCAAAAGGUUCAAGUCUCGAGAGACCAAGCACGUAGUUGGUUUGUGAUUUUCUCCUCUGAGAUACGAUUUUAGCAAAAAUAAGGUUAGAUCUGUUAUCUCCGUUAAAUCUCGGAUCGAAUCAGGUAUGGUACAACUUGCAAAAACCGCCAUCAUAUUUUCAAUAUGGGAUGGAUCAAUUUAGGCCCAAAAAAUUUUAUUUUCAGGUUAUAGUUAAUCCACUUUCUACUACAACAUAUGUAAAAAGUUUAAACUAUUCCAGUUUCUUUUUCCCGUUUUCGUUUUCAUUUUGAUUUCCUUCGUAUCAGCAACACAAACUGUGUCCUUCAUCUACCACUCCUUAUCACGCAUGUUUGCUAUUCACCUUGUAUCAUAGUAGAAACAAACAUUUUUCUCGAAUAUGAGGUGGUAACUCGUCAUAGCUGAAUAAUUUGACUAGAUAGUGCGUAGGUAAUAAACUAAACCUAUAAAAAUGAGCAUAUAGCACUGUUUAUUCAACAUUCAUUCAUUUAUUUAUCUUCAACCGAACUCUUUUAGAAAACAAGAAAAAAUGUACGGUGGAGGCUAUGGUGGCUAUGGUGGUUACAAUACCAACGCUAUUUAUAAUGCAGCAGUGCAGGAAGCUGCUUCAGAUGCAUAUAUCAAUGCUACCGUGCCAGGAGGAGUGAACAGUCCCGUUGGCCAAAUAAUGGAUCAGAUGAUGGGUGGUAAUCCAAAUCCAACUGCUCAACAAAUGAUGAAUACAAUGGGUGGAGGAUACGGUUAUAACCCGUAUGGCAGCUAUAUGCCAUAA